AGAACUAUUCCAAACGUGAAAACCGGAACUAGUAAAAGCAAAAUAUUGCGGGAAAUAUUUAGUUGAUAUUGACAUUAUAUAAUGGAUGAUGACUAUGCAUUAGCUCUUCAACUUCAGUCAGAUCUCUUUGAGGAAAAUCAGAACUAUUCAGAGAAUAACAGUGUAGCCAACAACCAUGGAAAAGAACCCCAAUCUCUCAUUGAUCCUUACUGGGAAGUGACUGAUCCAAAUCCAGAUGUUAGAGCCCUGUUUCUCCAGUUCAAUGAUCGUUUCUUCUGGGGAAGACUUGCUGGAAUAGAAGUCCGCUGGAGUCCAAGAAUGACAUUGUGUGCAGGAGUGUGUUGCUAUGAAGGCCGCGGUGGAUUGUGUUCUGUACGACUUAGUGUACCCUUGCUGAAACUGCGGCCGAGAAAAGAUCUUAUUGAAACUCUUCUUCAUGAGAUGAUACAUGCCUAUCUUUUUGUCACAGACAACAACAAGGAUCAUGAUGGUCAUGGGCCAGAGUUUCACAAACAUAUGUAUAGAAUAAACAAGGAGGCUGGUACUAAUAUUUCUGUCUAUCACAAUUUCCAUGACGAGGUGGAUUCAUACAGACAGCAUUGGUGGAGAUGUGACGGUCCAUGCAGAUCUCGAAAACCUUAUUUUGGCUAUGUCAAACGAUCUAUGAAUAGAGCACCUUCAAAGAAUGAUACAUGGUGGGCGGAACAUCAGCGUACAUGUGGGGGUACUUACACAAAAGUCAAGGAACCUGAGGAUUAUGGAAAGAAGAAAGGAAAAAAGGAUAAAGAUGGAGAAGAUGAAAAGAAAAAAGAAAAAGAAAAAUCCUCAGUGAAGAGUAUGGACAUCAGGGUAUUUGGUGGUGAAGGUAAAACUUUAGGAAAUGCAACAAAGUCUAGUCAGCCAGCAAAGACAAUACCAAAGUUUAGUAAUCCAAUACCUACGCCAAAUAGUUCUUUAAAUAAACCAUCAAAUUCUGUAGAUAAACCAAAGCCAUCUGCAACAGUCUCCAGAUUAGAUGACGCAUCUCCAGCUUACAUAGGAAAGAAAUACAUAUCAAAUGGUCAUGUGACAGCCUUACCAGGGGCUAGAACUCCAGACAAAAAAGGUGUGUCAAUGAAUAAACCAGUGAGCCAAGGCGGAUCAGCUGCAUUUAAAAAGAGAAUUAUUAAAUUGCCAGAUUUUUCUGACUCGGAUGAUGACGAUGACUUGCUUUUUCCUGUUCCAUCAGGAAACUUGUCAAAUACCACCAUACAUUCUAAUGUUGGUGAAAGGACUGAAAAUCCUUCGAAGGAACAUUCUCCUUGGGUUAAUUCAAAUGUUAGUAAUGUAAGCACAGACUGUGAUACUACAAGUUCAAAUGCGGGUGAUUUUCAUGACAGUAAAGCAGAUGCAAGUGAGCAUGUAACAGACAAGAGAGAUGACAGAAGUGAAUUGGAUCAAAAUAAAUCAGUAGGUGCAGAUAAUGAAGCAGAUGAUGUGAGGGCUAUGUUGAGAAAGGUUUGGGGACAAAAACAGUUUGGAAGUCAGCCAAGUAAAAUGAAAGUGAAAGGAACAUUUAAAUCUGGAAUUAUAAAUCCAGAUGUAUCAAAUAAUACUGGAAACAAGGAAAUAAACUCAGCUCACAAAAGAUUAUCAGGUGAUACAGGUUUUGGUGAACAAGCAUCUAAAAGACAGAAAAGUGACAGUAUUUAUAUACCAAAUAAUAGCUCAGAUUUUGACAAGAACGUCCAUUUAGAAAAGUCAUCAUCAAAUAAUAAAAUUACCUCGCCCAUUGAUAAAUUUCUCAAAAAGUCAGUGACAGAGCCUUCUAGUAGCAGAGAUCAGACUGUUCCUACUAAAUCAGGUUUACAGGACCAAACCUCAAUGAUAAGGGGAGGUAAUUCUGAAAUCAAUCAAAUAAAUGAUUCUACUGGAGAUAUGGCUGCAUGCCCUGUGUGUAGCAAGUCGGUAUCGACAGCUUCUAUAAAUGAACAUUUAGACCUUUGUCUAACAAUGCAAGCUAUUUGAGUUCUUUAAAGCAAUUUGCUGCAAUUUUCAAACUCUUGUUUUUUUCCACUUGCAAAGUUAUGGGUGUUUUUACAUACAAGAAUCAUUUGCUGGACUUUUUUGUAUGAAUUUCUCAGGUAUUUAUUACGAAGAAAAAGUAACCAACUGUUCUGUUGUUUUACUUUUAUGUUGUUUUUUUUUUACUUGAAUAACUAUAGAUAUAUGUACAUUCACUGUAUUCUUUAUAGAUUUUUAAGAAAUGGUUGGAAUUUUUAUUUAUGUGAAAUAAAUUAUUCAUAAAAUGUACUUAAACCUUCAGAUAAUUAGUUACAUAUGUAUUAUUACAAAGUUUAUUUGGCAUUGUCAGUCUCUCCAGUUUUGCACUAUGUUAUUGUCUGCAUCUACUUAUUGAAAGAAACCAUAGUAAGAUUGAAUAUAUUCCAAGCUGUUAAUUGAGUAAUUACGGUUAAUACAUCAAGACUUGCCCUCAUUGAGGCAGUUCCCAGAACGAGAACCAAGGUAUGCGCAUAAUGCCUUUGAGAGAUGAGCAGUCAGGUUAAAGGAGCAGAGUUUGAAUUGAAGAACCAGCCAGAAAGAACCAGUUGGACUAAGGGAAGCUGGCAAACUGGCAUUGUGUUAAUUAUUGCCAUACAUUGAUAUUUGGUUCUGUUUAGUGAUUCUUAUAGUGGGUGCAUUUAUAACGCAAGUUAUACAGUGGCCAAAAUGAGUGAAGUCUUGUGUUUGUCUAGACAUGAACGUGAAAUGUAGUGUUUGUCUGGACUGAACGAUAAAGCCAUGCAUUUGAUCUUCAAACAUUAUGUAAGAACUGGUUCUGGACAGAUGUACUAUAUUCAUUUUGGGUCACAGAGGCAGAGAUUUAAACUAUACAGGGGUGUAAAAUAUUUUUUCCUACCACUCGCCUUGCAGGACUAAUAGCCAGUAAAAUCUACUCGUCUUUAAGUGAACAGUCACUCGCCCUAUUAAAAUGACAACUAUCUUAAUAACUUCUGUUUGAUACUACAGUGUAACUUCCGAAAACCGAACGACCUCCGGACCAAUCUAAAAGUUCGGUUUUUGGAAGUUUCCGGAAUUCAGAAGUUCGGAAGUUUUCAGGCAAAGUGGACAUUAUGCACUAGAGUUAUGUUAUCUUACACGCUGGAUGAAGGAAAUUAUUAUCCUUUUUAAUUGUACAAAUUUGUAUAAAGUGAUUCAUUAAUUGAUUUAAGAAUUAUUGAAUCAAUAUGUUACAAGCAUUAAGGAUAAUCAAUUACGUAUAAUAAAUUUCCUUUUUUGUACAUGUAUAUAAAACAAUAAUAGCAUUUACUCAAACAUUUUCCCCUUACAUUUUACCAUCUUUGAAAACCAGAGUUCAUCAAUAUUUAAUUGGUGUUGAUAAAGCGUAGUUUAAUCGAUGUAACUAAUUAAUUAAAACAUCUAUCAUUUUUUCAUUCAAACAUUACAAAAGUUUUCCACACGAAAGACAUUUAAUAAAUCAUUUUUAUUUAUUGAAAAGAAAUUAAAGUAAUCGCUGAUUAAUUCUUUACUUUUGCAUCAAAUGAUCAUUGUGAUUAUAAUGUGUAUCAAAGCAAAUGUGUGCUGCUAAUAGAUAAACAAAAGAACAUGUUGACAUCUUGCCACGGGGGUUUUUAGAUUAAAACAAGUUAAAGACAGACCGGCCAAUAUUUUGCUGUUCGGUUUUCGGAAGUCAAUUUUAGUGUUAAAAUAUAAACGGUCCUUAAAAAAUCGUCCGGUUUUCAGAAUUCGGAAGUUCCGGUUUUCAGAAGUUAAAAAUUUAAAGGAAUAAGAAGGAAAAAAACGGGACUUUGAGUUUCGUGCGGUUUUCAAAGGUUUCCAGUUUUUAGAAGGUCCGGUUUUCAGAAGUUACACUGUAUCACUUUUAUGAAAGAAGUAUUAUGAAUAGCAAACAAAUUACAAAUAUAACACACAGUAGACAAAUAAUAUUCUCUUGUUCACUACUUUUCCUUUUUAAUCAAAUUCAUUUUGCUUAUAUUUUCUUUUCUCAGCAAGAUGUUUUUCUUUCUACCGUUUUUAGCUCACCUGAGCACAACGUGCUCAAGGUGAGCUUUUGUGAUCGCCCUGUGUCCGGCGUCGGCGUGGUCAACAAUUUGAAUGUUAACACUAUAGGUCACAAUUUUGGCCCAACCUUAAUGAAACUUGGUCAGAAUGUUACCCUCAAUAAAAUCUUGGACGAGUACGAUAUUGGGUCAUCUGGGAUCAAAAACUAGGUCACCAGGUCAAAUCAAAGGAAAAGCUAGUUAACACUCUAGAGGCCAAUUUAAGACUGUAUCUUCAUGAAACUUAAUCAGAAUGUUAAUCUUGAUGAUCUUUAGGUAAACUUGAAAUCUGGGUCAGGUGGGGUCAAAAACUAGGUCACCAGGUCAAAUCAAAGGAAAAGCUAGUUAACACUCUAGAGGCCACAUUCAUGACCGUAUCUUAAUGAAACUUGGUCAGAAUGUUAAUCUUGAUGAUCUUUAGGUCAAGUUUAAAUCUGGGUCAGGUGGGGUAAAAAACUAGGUCACCAGGUCAAAUCAAAUGUAAAGCUUGUUAACACUAGAGGCCACAUUUAUGACAAUAUCUCUAUGAAACUUGGUCAGAAUGUUAAUCUUGAUGAUAUUUAGGUCAAGUUCAAAUCUUAGUCAAGUGGAGUCAGAAACUAGGUCACCAGGUCAAAUCAAAUGUAAAGCUUGUUAACACUCUAGAGGCCACAUUUAUGACUAUAUCUUAAUGAAACUUGGUCAGACUGUUAAUCUUGAUGUUUUUAAGCCCCCGGUAUCUACUGAUGCGGGAGGCAUAUAGUGAUCGUCCUGUCCGUUCGUUCGUCUUUACGAGGUUAACCAAAUGGGACCGUUUCGUCUAGCAUCAAUACCCCUUACUAGAAUGACUUGAUACUAAUGCAGAUGUAACCUGUGACCAUUCCUCAUCUUCAGACAUCACCUGACCUCAGUUUGACCUUGACCUUAUUUUGGACAUAAGUUGCUUUAUAUGGGCCAUCUCUUGGUUAACCAAAUGGGACCGUUUCGUCUAGCAUCAAUACCCCUUACAAGAAUGAAUUGAUACUAAUACAAAUGUAACCUGUGACCAUUCCUCAUCUUCAAACAUCACCAGACCUCAGUUUGACCAUGACCUUGACCUCAUUUUGGACUUAGGUUGCUUUAUAUGGGCCAUCUCUUGGUUAACCAAAUAGGACCGUUUCGUCUAGCAUUAAUACCGCUUACAAGAAUGCGUUUAUUGAACGCAGCUCCUUGUUUAGGUCAAGUUUAAAUCUUGGUCAGGUGGGGUCAAAAAGUAGGUCACCAGGUCAAAUCAAAGGAAAAGCUAGUUGACACUCUACAAGCCACGUUUAUGACCGUAUCUUAAUGAAACUUGGUCUGAAUGUUAAUCUUGAUGAUCGUUAGGUCAAGUUUAAAUCUUGGGUCAGAUGGGGUCAAAAACUAGGUCACCAGGUCAAAUCAAAGGAAAAGCUUGUUAACACACUAGGGGCCACAUUUAUGACUAUGUCUUCAUGAAACUUGGUCAGAAUGUUAAUCUUGAUGAUCCUUAGACCAAGUUGAAAUCUGGGUCAUGUGGGGUCAAAAACUAGGUCACCAGGUCAAAUCAAAGGAAAAGCUAGUGAACACUAUAGAGACCACCUUUAUGACCAUAUCUUUAUGAAACUUAGUCAGAUUGUUAAUCUUAAUGAUCUUAAGGUUAAGUUCCAAUCUUGGUCAGGUGGGGUCAGAAACUAGGUCACAUCAAAAGUAAAGCUUGUUAACAAUCUAGAAGCCACAUUUAUGACUAUAUCUUCAUGGAACUUGGUCAGAAUGUUAAUCUUGAUGAUCCUUAGGUAAACUUCGAACCUGGGUCAUGUGCAGUCAAAAACUAGGUCACUAGGUCCAAUUAAAGGAAAAACUAGUUAACACUCUAGGGGCCACAUUUAUGACCAUAUCUUAAUGAAACUUGGUCAGAAUGUUAAUCUUGAUGAUCUUUAGGUCAAUAGGUCAGGUGAGCAAUACAGGGCCUUCAUGGCCCGCUUGUUUACUUAUAAUUUCAGGUUAAAGUUUUGGUGCACUUUCACUCUAUCUCAAUUAUUACUAAAUGGAUUUGAUUCAAACUUAAAAAUAGUUGUUCCACAUCAUCACCCACAUCAUGAUAUGGCACCAAUAUUUUAUGAAUUAUGCACCCUUUUUGCUUAGAAUUAUACUUAUUUAAUGUUUUGAUACAUUUUUUCUUUAUCUCUCUUAUUACUUAAUACUUCUGACACAGACUCUAGUUAUAUUGUCCAAUAUCUUCAUCCACAUUGGAGUCAUUAAACACUCCAGUGAACAUCGAAAUAGUAGAGCGCGCUGUCUACUGUGACAGCUCUUGUUUUUGCCUGACUAUUUGAAAAC
Molecule: messenger RNA, 6374 nt
Organism: Mercenaria mercenaria
Lineage: Eukaryota; Metazoa; Mollusca; Bivalvia; Venerida; Veneridae
Product: DNA-dependent metalloprotease SPRTN-like
Exons: 6
Coding region: 82-2007 (641 amino acids)
Biological process (GO): DNA repair
Cellular component (GO): nucleus
Molecular function (GO): single-stranded DNA binding; metalloendopeptidase activity; polyubiquitin modification-dependent protein binding
Source: RefSeq, a predicted model, not a curated record